Molecule: messenger RNA, 3489 nt
Organism: Prorocentrum cordatum
Lineage: Eukaryota; Dinophyceae; Prorocentrales; Prorocentraceae
Source: the annotation of a GenBank genome assembly
AUGCCGCUGCCGUUUGCCGCCGAGGUUAUUUGUCCGCUCUGGACAGCAGGUCACGCGUCACCGGACACCAACGCCACAGCACCCGAUCGGUCCUGCAAGGGGCGCAUCGAGAUUGCGUGGCGCGAGAAGACGAAGAAUGAGUUGGCCGAGCUGCUGAACGAUGCCGACAAUCAGAAAUCCUACAACGAUGGGCUCGCGAGCUACGAGGCUCAGCAGGACUCGAACCCGUCUGGGCGCGUGAAGCGCGGCUCGAUCCCACCAUUGGAGCUGGCCGAGAUCAAGGAAUCUGAGCAGUUCAGGGCUUCCGAGAACCUGGGAAUCUUCUGGCCACUCGAGACGCAUGAGGCAUGGUUCGGUUUCAAGCCGCCCGCGUCGGCGCACCAGACCAUGAAGAGGGGGGGCAAGAAAGUCAAGGGCGUCAUUCUCGAGGACCAGGAACAUAGGCAUCCCGAGGACGAUUCCGCGAUUCCGUCGAACCCGGCUUCGCGCACCAAGAGGAUCGGCGACAGCGAGCACGCCUGCAGGAAGGGCCAGAUCGCGGACGCCUACAAGGCAGCGGCAGCAACGGUCGGUGCUACGUCGAAGCGGGGCAAGGAUAAGGAUGGGGACGUCAGCAGGGAGUUCAACCUGAAGAUGCCGAAGAGGAAGAAGACGCUGGCCGCAGAACUGGCCAGCAGCCCGGACAGCCCAACGACCGACUGGUUGGGCGCGAUCGCGGGCUCGCUCCAACGCCAAGGGCAGCGGCGGGGCCAGCCUCAGGGAGGGCGCAACUUCGACAGCGCCGACUCCGACUCUGCCUCUGAGGGCGCCAACGGCGCGGCGGCGGAGAGCAAGCAGGCCGUUCAGCAGGCCAAGGAGAUCCAGACCAGCGAGUCCGUGAACUUGGGCGCCAACCACGUGCUCCAGAUGGCGGCCUCUCCCGCAGGGCUCAAGAAUAUUACAUCGGCGCAGAUUGCAACGCAUCUGAAAAAGCUGGAAAAGCGUGUGCAGCCAUCCAUGAUCAUGGCCCUGACGUCUAUCGGCGAUGCCAUCGACGACGUUGCCAGUGGCAGCUCAGCUUCCUGCACCCGCGGGCUGCAGGCCCUGGAGGACUCGCGGGAGUGCACCACCAAGUUGAAGGCGCUGGACGAAGUCGUGAAGUGCCUCGCCGCGACGACUGGCUCGGCGGAGCACCUCGAAGAGUGCCCGGAUGCUUGCAAGGCCGCGGGCGUACAAGUGUCUACAUCAGCUUUCCACUCCGUCUUGAAGAAGUCCCUGGCCCAGGACAUCGAGCAGAACGACCUCGCUGCUUGGGCUCUCAAGCUGGACAUUGGCGAUCGGGAGAACCUCCCGAAGCACGGGAUCUCCUGCCUCAAACCGCACCUCGGCGAGCCAGAGCUUCACAAGAAACAGGAGCACGCCAUCAUGAGCCAGCUGAUGGACGAGUUGAGGGUCCUUGAAGCGACGCCUGAGGGCAUUGACAGAAUCGACCAGUACCUCGGUUUCCUGCAGACUAUCACGAUCGGCUGUGCGGAGCUGAAGCGCGACCUCAAUGACCUCCGGGGUCUCGUGCAGUACGAGCCCGUCACCGACGACGCCAAGCUGACCGAGAUCAAGACCAGGGCAACCGACCAGGAGAGCCGAUUCGGCAAGGCGCUGAAGCUAUUCCCUCUGGCGAUUAUGAUCCUUGAGCGCGUGAACGCCAGCAUGGACCAGAAGGUCGCCGACAAGGCUAUGCAGGCUGAGCUCGCCGCUGCGUUGACGAAUCUCCCCCCCCGGGCGAACCCCAACCUGCUCGAGGUCAACGUGAAGGAGACGGUCAAGACGUGGGUGACGCACUCUCGCCUGCUGGCGAAGAUAUCUGCCACGGCGUCUAAACAGUUCCACGAGCUCAGCAAGGAUGCGUCGACGAGGAUCACCGACCAGCAGUCCAUCUUCAAGAAGGCGAUGGUCGCGGCCAAGUCGACCCUCUACUGGUCGGCCGUCCAGGCCUCGCUGAAGCACGUCCACCACGCAGUGCACGCUGGCGAGCUCCCCGCCAGCGCUCCGUCGAUCGCCGAGUUGGCCAAAUCCUUCGAGAACGCCGCGCAGGAGAUCAAGGACUGGGACUUGCGCGUCCAGCAGCGCCGGGCGCUAUCCAAGGGCCUUGCCAACUUCGCGAAGGAGAAGCUGGUUGGCGGCAGGUUCGUUCCCGACGUGACGGACAAGAUCGCGCUGCUGCUCGUCAACGUUACCCUGGCGAAGAUGCCGGCCGAGCUCCCGCAGGAGAUCCCGAGUGAUGCUGACAACACGUUCUGGGAGUGCUACAACCUGUUCUUUGCUGGGACGAGCGCUGGCGCGAUGAAGCACUGGGGAGCGGCGGCCUGCGAUCUGAAGUUAGCGUUGAAGAGUUCCCUGAAGGCGAAGUUCUUCGAGCAGCUCGACGUGCGCGUGGGCGGCAAGUACCGCGGCAUCUACGCAGCCCUUGCGAAGGCGGUUUCCAAUGGCAAGUUCGAGGUCGGCAGCGCGAUUGGAACGUUCGCCAGCGGCGUGGUGGAUGAUAUGAAGGAUGUGAAUCUGAACGGGGUCACCGAGGACACGGCCUUCUUGGGGAGCUUCCUGUCCGACCAGGCGGAGGGGACCCUGGCGAAUCGCAAGGUCAAGGUGGGCGAGCUCGAGGUGGAUGUGCGUUGGGUCUGCCUGGGGUUCGGGCCGCUGGCAUCGAUGUUCCUGGCGGCUCGGCCCCUUGAGCUGGCGGACUUCUCGGAGGCCGCCGCUUUCGGCGAGGGCACCAUGAUCAACGACUCCAUCGUGGGUAACGCGAAGAACCUCAAGAUGUAUCUGGAGGCUUUGACUGCCGCCAACCUGAAGGCGAAGUCCGGGGCGGAGCAGUGUUGGCAUUGCUCCGGGGCCGAGCAGGACACCUUCAUUCAGAUGUGGCAGACGUUCUUCGAGAAGGAAUCCGAGGUCGUGAAGCGCGCCGAAGCCGCGGGCGCGCAGAAGGCCACUGAGCUGCUGACGGAUCUUGUCACCUCCAUGCACGCGGAGGCGACCAAGGCCGAUCUCGACGGGGUGGCGGACAAGGUGUUGGCCGGAGCCACCGAGAUCCCAGCCGACCAGCUCAAAGGAUUGUUGAAGCUCGACUCUGCGAAUGAGCUGCUGAAGUCCUGGAAGGUGUACAGGGCCAACGAUGUGGUCGCGACUCGCCUCAAGACGGCGAAGGAGAUGGUGGCUGUGCUGACCUGCAUCCAGGACUACAAGAGGUUCGUGGCAGGCGGUGGCUGCGAGUACGACCCAGACACGGACUCUGGCAGCCAGAACCACUUCUGGGACGGCAUGGGCACGAGGCUCCAGUGCAGCAGGCGCAUCGACGCUGCCUACUUCCUCUUCGGGGAGAAGUACCCGGACCUGGCCGCGUCCAUGGCCGAACCCUCGUGCGACGCGGUGGGCACCGCCGACGGGGAGCUCGUGCAGCCUCUGAACCACUCUGGGGCGAUGCAGCCCACGAAGUCGUUCCACUGGAUCAUGUGA